This is a messenger RNA of Cottoperca gobio, 4685 nucleotides long. RefSeq names its product DEAD (Asp-Glu-Ala-Asp) box polypeptide 23 (gene ddx23). The transcript has 17 exons. Bases 136 to 2532 code for a protein of 798 amino acids. Gene Ontology annotation, molecular function: nucleic acid binding; RNA helicase activity; ATP binding. NCBI's taxonomy places the organism in Eukaryota, Metazoa, Chordata, Actinopteri, Perciformes, Bovichtidae. The record is from RefSeq and is a predicted model, not a curated record.
GGCUGCACUCUGUGUUGAACGCUCAGUACCACAACUCCCACAAUCCCUUGCUGGCAGUCACUCGUGUUGAACCGCGAUAUGGCGUCUUCUUGAAGCGUACAUAAAUCGCAAGUGUAUUGUUGACAAGUGUAUAAGAUGGCAGCCGACUCCACAGACAAGAAGGAGGCUGAAGCCUCAGCGAGCAAAGACAGGGAGAGGAAACGCAGCCGUUCACGAGAACGCAAACGCAAUCGUUCUCGUGAAAGAAAUCGCUCUAAAUCUGCAGAAAGAGAUCGGCGUAUGAAAGAAAAAGAUAGAGACAAGGAGCGUGACAGAGAUAAGGACAGAGAGAGAGGCCGCAAGGAGAGAGACGGCCAUCGACGUGAUAAAGAUCGCAGCAAGAGGUCCAGAAGUCUCUCCCCCAAGUCGAAGGAAGCCAAAUUAAAGCGAGACAAGGACAUAAAAACAGAAGAGGAGGAAGAUGAAAAAAAGAAGAAAGACAAGGUCCAACCUUUAUCUUUGGAAGAGCUUCUCGCCAAGAAGAAGGCAGAAGAGGAAGCAGAAGCGAAGCCCAAGUUCCUCUCCAAGGCAGAGCGAGAAGCCGAGGCUCUGAAACGGAGGGACCAACAGACGGAGGAAAGGAGGAGGUUGUUGGAAGAUGAGAGGAAGAAGAGAAGGAUGUUCCAGGACAUGGGGAGGAAAAUGAUGGAGGACCCCCAGGAGAGGGAGAGACGAGAGCGGAGAGAGAGAAUGGAGCGAGAAAAUAAUGGGAAUGAUGACGAUGAUGGACGACAAAAGCUCAGAGAAGAGAAAGAUAAAAGCAAAGAACUCCACGCCAUCAAGGAGCGUUACCUGGGCGGGCUCAAGAAACGCCGGAGAACUCGUCACCUGAACGACAGGAAGUUUGUGUUUGAGUGGGACGCUUCUGAAGACACCUCAGUCGACUACAACCCGAUUUACAAAGAAAAGCACCACGUGCAGCUGUACGGACGAGGCUUCAUCGCUGGCAUCGACUUGAAGCAGCAGAAAAGAGAGCAGUCACAUUUCUAUGGUGACCUGAUGGAGAAAAGGCGUACGCUGGAGGAGAAGGAGCAGGAAGAGGUAAGACUGAAGAAGAUGCGUAAGAAGGAAGCGAAGCAGCGUUGGGACGACAGACAUUGGUCUCAGAAGAAGCUGGAAGAGAUGACGGACAGAGACUGGCGAAUCUUCAGAGAGGACUACAGCAUCACCACCAAGGGAGGAAGGAUCCCGAACCCCAUCAGGAACUGGAAGGAGUAUUCGAUGCCUGAUCAUAUCGUGGAGGUCAUCGACAAGUGUGGCUACAAGGAACCAACGCCUAUUCAGAGGCAGGCCAUUCCUAUUGGCUUACAGAACCGUGACAUCAUCGGUGUGGCCGAGACGGGUAGCGGUAAAACGGCUGCUUUCCUGAUUCCACUGCUCGUCUGGAUCACCACCCUGCCGAAGAUCGACAGGAUUGAAGACUCAGAUCAGGGUCCUUAUGCUGUGAUCCUGGCUCCGACUCGUGAGUUGGCGCAGCAGAUUGAAGAGGAGACCAUAAAGUUCGGUAAACCGCUCGGCAUCCGCACAGUGGCUGUGAUUGGUGGAAUCUCCAGAGAGGACCAGGGCUUCCGUCUCAGGAUGGGCUGCGAGAUUGUGAUCGCCACCCCCGGUCGUCUGAUCGACGUGCUGGAGAACCGGUACCUGGUCCUGGGCCGCUGUACCUACGUCGUGCUGGAUGAGGCCGAUCGUAUGAUUGACAUGGGCUUCGAGCCCGACGUCCAGAAGAUUCUGGAGUACAUCCCAGUGACCAAUCAGAAACCAGACACCGAUGAAGCAGAGGAUCCAGAGAAAAUGAUGCUGAACUUUGAAUCUGGAAAACACAAAUACAGACAAACGGUCAUGUUCACAGCCACUAUGCCUGCAGCCGUGGAGCGACUGGCCAGGAGCUACUUAAGACGUCCUGCCGUGGUGUACAUCGGCUCUGCCGGCAAACCUCACGAGAGAGUCGAACAGAAGGUGUUGCUCAUGUCAGAGGGAGAGAAGAGGAAGAAGCUGCUGGAGGUUUUGUCACAUGGCUUCGAGCCUCCCAUCAUCAUCUUCGUCAACCAGAAGAAGGGUUGUGACGUGCUGGCGAAGUCUCUGGAGAAGAUGGGGUACAAUGCUUGCACGCUGCACGGUGGCAAAGGCCAGGAGCAGCGAGAGUUUGCGCUCUCCAACCUCAAGGCAGGAGCCAAAGAUAUCCUGGUGGCCACUGACGUUGCUGGUCGAGGUAUCGAUAUCCACGACGUCUCCAUGGUUCUUAACUACGACAUGGCUAAAAACAUUGAAGAUUACAUCCAUCGUAUCGGUCGUACGGGUCGUGCCGGUAAGAGCGGUAUGGCCAUGACGUUCCUCACCAAAGAGGACUCGGUCGUGUUCUACGACCUGAAGCAGGCGAUCCUCGAGAGCCCCGUCUCCACCUGCCCUCCAGAGCUGACCAACCACCCUGACGCUCAGCACAAACCUGGAACCAUCCUGACCAAGAAGAGACGCGAGGAGACCAUCUUUGCCUGAUUUAUCCCGGCCGUUUGCAAACAAGUUGGACUUAAUAAGCUGAACACACAUCAGGGUCUCAAACUGUUUUAUCGUGUUGCACCUGCGCACCAUUUCUCUGUUUUACAUCCAGGAUUAGGUCUCCAGGUAAUUUACACUCAUUUCCUUUGUUCUCUUUUGAGUCUGUUUUUGUCUUUUCAGCCAGUCUGUUGUCGUUAACCGAAGCAGAAAUCAUCACCGCGCUGCUUUUGGGAUUUUAGGACUCGAUAUUUCUGCUCAUUCAAAGAUGUGUAAAUGUGGACUCAGUGCGAGAUGUUUUGCUUCUAUAAACUAGAAGUGACGAUGUAACUGAUCUGCACUGUAUAAAUGCUACUCUUCUGUUAUCAAAUGUGAUAAAUACCAGCCAGGAUGCGAGUGUAGACGUGUCUUAUGAAUUUCCUGUAAAACAUAAUUUGAAUAUCCCGAGACCAAUUCCAGAAGUGACGGCCAUUUUAUUUUUGCUUCAGGUGCGUUUUAUUCAUCUUUUUUUUUUAAUAUACACAUUUGUAUGAAAUUAAUACAGCAAAUUUGAGUGUCAUCUGGCUCAUAACUGUGUAAAAAAAACUUAGAAAGACUUCGAUCUUUUGGAGUAAUGUGAGUUUUAUUUAAAAAAACUUUAUUGGUUCCAUGGCUUGUUUACAAAACUAUUUUGAAAUUCUGACUCCGUGUCCUGCUUGUAUAAGUGAAACAGGUGCUGGCAGAUAAUGAGCAUCAAAAUUAACAAACCAAAAACAAUAAAUCAGAAACACAAAAAAAGGUAAAGGUAUUCAUGUUCAGUAUGUUUUGGAGUUACCUGUCAAAGGUGAUUAAUUCUAAUUAAUCAAGCCAUGUAACCGACAGACGUUUUAAUCGAAACUCCUCAUUACUCCUGCGCCUCGACAUGUGAGCGCCUGAACUUUGCUCUUAUGUUUAAAGGACUUUGUUUUUAUACCGCUGUGGCACCAAACGUGUGACUAACAAGUCAGAUUAACAGUGUUUAAAGGCCAUUUAAAAAAUAUAUUUCUCAUUUACUGCGGACAAUAAGGCCGUGCAUCAACACUAUAUGUUCAGCCAAACUUUUUAAAUAAGAAGUUUCUCACUGAUUUUGUCGGGUCCUCGUGGAAAAUUGUAAUGUGAUGUGUUUCUCUGCACCAAUUUGAGUUUAGCAGCAGUUUUAAUCCAGAUGUGAUGACAGUUAUGUGUCAAACUACACCCACAGUCCUGAAAAAGUAGAUUAGACAAGUUUUUGUGUGGAAAAACGUAACGAAUAAACCUAAGGAGUCCUUUUUUCUGAACUUAAACAUUUGCCUAUUUUGCAUUGAAUACAUAGAAAACCUUAAGAUACAUCUCUAAAAACACAAACGUGAACCUCGUAGUGGCACUAGAGGAAAGGUCAAAGUUCAUGGCGCUGCUGUAGAGUAAGUGUGUUUAUAGUGAAACAAAAAAAAGACAAACAAUUAAAAGUACAUAAAAUGUCAUGUUUAUUUUUUGAAGUCAUAUUUUUACUUAGCAUUGUAAAUCUAUUUUCAAAUAGAAAGCAUUCUUUACAGCAUCAGGCAGGAAAUGUCUCACUUUUUGCACAUUUGCUGUCUCUUUUGAUAAAUAGAGGGAAGAGGCGUGUUGGGUCACGCUAGCACGCUGUGGUAGUCUGGUGGAUACACGGUUAUAUUUAGUGCAGUUAUUGCAUUACAAAGCAACCAUCCCAAAACAAAGUAGUGCAAUGUCUUUUUUUUUUUUAUCUACUCACACAAAGAGGAAGUCCAGAUGGUCUAAGGCGUUUAAAGUUUUUCAAUGUUAGGCUUCGUAUUGCAUACAGAAUAAGACAGAGGAAACUAAAUUAAAACCCUUGUACAAAUUGUGCUUCAUAAAUUGAAAAACCUUUUAAUCAGUUGCUAAAUUGGUCCGCUUUGAAAAACAUACUCUGCCAAAGUAUAAUGAAAAUAACUAAUUGGUGAAGUAAAACAUGCAGGGCUUUUUAAUAAUAGUAAUUCACUCAUUCGUUUUCAUCACAAAUUAAAAGUAGGCCUGAUCUGGGACCGGGACAAUUUUUAAGUGAGUGACUUUUUAAAAGUGCGUCGACGAGUGUCCAGCCAAUAAUGUGGAGAGAAAAAUGUCCCCAAUAUUAAUGUGUGGAUAAAUAAAGUGAUGCAUUCUGA